Telopea speciosissima is the source of this 1095-nucleotide messenger RNA. Its product is annotated as 40S ribosomal protein S3a-like. Gene Ontology annotation, biological process: translation. The record is from RefSeq and is a predicted model, not a curated record. Gene Ontology annotation, cellular component: cytosol; ribosome. Gene Ontology annotation, molecular function: structural constituent of ribosome. NCBI's taxonomy places the organism in Eukaryota, Viridiplantae, Streptophyta, Magnoliopsida, Proteales, Proteaceae. The transcript has 7 exons. The coding region runs from base 132 to 914 and encodes 260 amino acids.
UAAAAUCGAUUCAUUUUGCAAUGUCACGGGCGAGAGGGGUUAGGGUUUUUUUUUUUUUUUCUCACUUCUAAGAGUGGACUGUGCGCUCUGCCUUUGAAGAAGCUACCCUAGUUACCUUAUCUCCGUCGACAAUGGCUGUUGGGAAGAAUAAGAGAAUAUCGAAGGGAAAGAAAGGAGGGAAGAAGAAGGCGGUUGAUCCCUUCGCUAAGAAGGAUUGGUAUGAUAUCAAGGCUCCUUCCAUCUUCAACAACAGAAAUAUUGGGAAGACCCUUGUUUCAAGAACGCAGGGGACCAAGAUUGCAUCUGAGGGUCUCAAGCACAGAGUAUUUGAGAUUUGCCUUGCAGAUCUUCAGAAUGAUGAGGAUCAGUCUUACAGGAAGAUCCGAUUGAGAGCUGAGGAUGUGCAAGGAAAAAAUGUCCUCACUAACUUCUGGGGGAUGAAUUUUACGACAGACAAGUUAAGGUCUCUGGUGCGUAAGUGGCAGACUUUGAUUGAGGCGCAUGUAGAUGUGAAGACUACAGACAACUACACUUUAAGGUUGUUCUGCAUUGGAUUCACAAAGCGGAGACCAAACCAGGUUAAGCGAACUUGUUAUGCUCAGACAAGCCAGAUCCGCCAGAUUCGCCGUAAGAUGACAGAGAUUAUGGUAAACCAAGCAACCUCAUGUGACUUGAAAGAGUUGGUACAGAAGUUCAUCCCAGAGAUGAUUGGGAAGGAGAUUGAGAAGGCCACCUCCAGCAUUUAUCCUCUACAGAAUGUCUUCAUUCGGAAAGUCAAGAUAUUGAAGGCUCCCAAGUUUGAUCUUGGCAAGUUGAUGGAGGUUCAUGGAGAUUACUCGGAGGAUGUUGGUGUGAAGGUUGACAGGCCGGCAGAGGAACCAACGGCAGAGGAAACUGAGGUAGUUGGAGCUUAAAUGGAGGUUUUUCAUCCUUUUUUUUGUCAUUUAUUUAAUUUUGGAAGUCUCAUGUAUCCGUAGAGUAAUCGAGAAACCUCACCAGACAAGGAUUUUGGCUUUAGAUUGAGACGGUUGAUUGAUUUUCAUUAAAAGGAACAUGGUUUUUGCCUCCCAAUAUAUUAAUCUUGUAGUUUCGGUA